Messenger RNA from Durio zibethinus, 2811 nucleotides. Its product is annotated as putative inactive receptor kinase At2g26730. The record is from RefSeq and is a predicted model, not a curated record. Gene Ontology annotation, biological process: protein phosphorylation. Gene Ontology annotation, molecular function: ATP binding; protein kinase activity; protein binding. NCBI's taxonomy places the organism in Eukaryota, Viridiplantae, Streptophyta, Magnoliopsida, Malvales, Malvaceae.
UUUUCAUUUUUGUACGCUCGUGAUACCUCAGAAAACCUCCCGUUGUCUCUCGUUUCUCUUUCUUUUAUGGGUUUUCACCGGAAAAUGGUUUUUGGUUCAUACAGGCCGCCGACAAAAACAACAGCAAAAUAGAAAGAAAAAGAACUAUUUUUUCCUCAUUCUUUGUUGUGUUUCAUUUUUCAAGUAAAAUCCCAAAAUGGUUGUAAAUGUUGGCUGUGUUUUUUUAGUUUCAGUCCUGAUAUUAAGUUUGGGAGUAAACUCAGAACCAGUUCAAGACAAGCAAGCUCUCCUUGCGUUCCUUUCAGAGACCAAACACGAGAACCGGGUUCAAUGGAACUCAUCAACUUCAGCCUGCGAUUGGGUCGGUAUCCAAUGCGAUGCGAACCGCUCUUUUGUCUACACUCUUCGGCUCCCAGGUGUGGGUCUCGUAGGUUCGAUUCCACCCAACACAAUCGGUCGGUUAAACCAACUCCGAGUCUUAAGUCUCCGAGCAAACCGUUUAUCCGGUGAGAUCCCUGCCGACUUCUCCAAUUUGACUCUCCUCCGUAGCCUUUAUUUGCAGGAUAACGAGUUCACUGGCCAGUUCCCACCCAGUGUGACUAGUUUAACUCGUUUGACACGGCUCGAUCUUUCUUCUAACAAUUUCACCGGUCCCAUACCUUUCAGCGUCAAUAAUUUGACUCAUUUGACCCGACUUUUCUUGCAAAACAACAAAUUUUCCGGUUCUCUCCCGAACAUCAACCCCGAACGAUUAGUUGAUUUCAACGUUUCUAAUAACAACCUUAACGGUUCAAUUCCCGACACGUUAUCUAAUUUCCCUGAAUCUUCAUUUGCCGGAAAUAUUGGGCUUUGUGGAGGCCCACUUCAGCCAUGUAAUCCAUUUUUCCCGUCUGAAGCCCCAUCUCCUUCGGAGCCCAUUCCACCUACAACUUCCGGUGAAAAGUCCAGAAAGCUUUCCACCGGCGCCAUUAUUGCUAUUUCCGUGGGUUCCGCAAUCAUCGCGUUGUUGUUAUUAUUAUUCCUCGUUCUUUGCGUCCGUAAGCGUCAACGGAGGCCACCGAAGCAGCAGAAACCGGUUACGGCGGCGACACGGGCGAUUCCGCCGGCUGAGGCGGGAACUUCCUCGUCGAAAGAUGAUAUAACUGGAGGAUCAACGGAAGGGGAAAAGAAUAAGCUUGUGUUUUUUGAAGGUGGAGUUUAUAGUUUCGAUUUAGAGGAUUUAUUGAGGGCUUCGGCGGAAGUGUUGGGAAAAGGCACUGUCGGAACAUCGUACAAAGCUGUGUUAGAAGAAGGGACAACAGUGGUAGUUAAACGGUUAAAAGACGUGGCGGUUAGUAAAAGAGAGUUCGAAAUGCAGAUGGAAAUGUUGGGUAAAAUUAAACAUGCAAAUGUGGUUCCUCUGAGAGCGUUUUAUUACUCCAAAGAUGAGAAAUUGCUCGUUUACGAUUUCAUGCGUGAUGGUAGCUUGUCUGCCCUGCUACACGGAAGCAGGGGCUCAGGCCGUACUCCACUAGACUGGGACAACCGGAUGAGAAUAGCAUUAAGCGCGGCUAGGGGCCUAGCACACCUUCACGUUUCGGGAAAGGUGGUCCACGGCAACAUCAAGUCCUCCAACAUCCUUCUCCGACCAGACCACGAAGCCUGCAUCUCCGACUUUGGUCUCAACCCGCUCUUUGGCAACACCACGCCGCCUAGCCGCAUUGCAGGCUACCGAGCACCUGAAGUGGUUGAAACCCGCAAAGUUACGCUCAAGUCUGAUGUGUAUAGCUUCGGAGUGUUAUUGCUAGAGUUAUUAACUGGCAAAGCACCUAAUCAGGCAUCGUUAGGGGAGGAGGGGAUUGAUCUUCCUCGUUGGGUCCAAUCCGUGGUUCGCGAGGAAUGGACGGCUGAGGUUUUCGACGUGGAGUUAAUGAGGUACCACAGCAUUGAGGAGGAAAUGGUGCAGCUGUUACAAAUUGCAAUGACUUGCGUAUCGACCGUACCUGAUCAAAGACCCGCCAUGCAGGAAGUGGUACGUAUGAUUGAAGAUAUGAAUAUGAGUAGAGGGGAAACCGAUGACGGAUUACGGCAGUCGUCUGAUGAUCCUUCAAAAGGAUCAGAAGGUCAAACUCCUCCCACCGAUUCAAGGACUCCACCUAGAUCCGCCACACCUUAAAGUAUAAUUGUGAUUUGUGAACAAAGAAAGGAAAAGAAAAGGAAAAUUGAAAAGCAAAAAGACAAUGUGGGGGUGGGGUUCUCCUUAAAUUGUGCACAAAGCGUAAGUAAAAGAGUGAUAAAAAGUGCGCAGUUGAUUGGGGGGAUAAUAACUAAGGUUUGCCCCCAAAUUUGUGUUUUUUCGUUCUUAUUUUUUUAUUUUUUUAUUUCGUUUCCUGGGUUUUAUUUUUUUUUCCUUCUUAAUUUUACUUUGCAAUUAUAGGUGGAUUUGUUCGGGGGGGGGGGAAUUUGAAUUGUUUACGAAGGAGCCGGUGGUAAUGGGGAGUUCCAUGAACUGAUUGGAAUUUGACCAUUUGAUGGAUUUACUUGGUUUUGUUUUUCUUUCUUUUUUAUUUUAAUUAAUUCUUUCCUUUGUAAUCUGUAACUCACAAACAAAACAAUCCACUCGUGUCCUGUCCUAUUAAACACAUGUCUUCGUUGCUUGUCCUUUUAAAUUGUCUAUUUGUAUAAGCUUUUUUAAUCCUUUUUAUUGCAAUGGCCAAGUGAAGCCAACUAGGGAGUUAGAAAUUUUCAUUUAAAAAUUCCAACCACUUGUUUCGUUCAGCUAAUGUACAAAGCCGAAACCAAACAUGCAUUGGUUACUAACCAUGUACCCCA